Messenger RNA from Apaloderma vittatum (bar-tailed trogon), 1585 nucleotides. It is a transcript of the gene GNL2, whose product is annotated as guanine nucleotide binding protein-like 2 (nucleolar). Gene Ontology annotation, cellular component: nucleolus. NCBI's taxonomy places the organism in Eukaryota, Metazoa, Chordata, Aves, Trogoniformes, Trogonidae. The annotation marks the transcript as partial. The transcript has 11 exons. The record is from RefSeq and is a predicted model, not a curated record. Gene Ontology annotation, molecular function: GTP binding.
GGAUGAAGCGCAGGAGGAGAUCUAUAAGAAAGGACAGUCCAAAAGAAUCUGGGGCGAGCUCUACAAGGUGAUAGACUCAUCAGAUGUUGUUGUUCAAGUUCUUGAUGCCAGGGAUCCCAUGGGCACUCGCUCCCCUCACGUGGAAUCUUACCUUAAAAAGGAGAAACACUGGAAGCAUCUCAUUUUCGUCCUGAACAAAUGUGAUCUUGUUCCUACCUGGGCAACUAAGCGCUGGGUGGCUGUCCUUUCCCAGGAGUACCCCACACUCGCUUUUCACGCCAGCCUCACAAACCCUUUUGGCAAAGGUGCUUUCAUACAGCUUUUGAGGCAGUUUGGGAAGUUACACUCUGACAAGAAGCAGAUCAGCGUGGGUUUCAUUGGUUAUCCAAACGUUGGCAAAAGCUCCGUGAUCAAUACAUUAAGGUCUAAGAAGGUCUGCAACGUGGCCCCUAUUGCAGGUGAAACAAAGGUGUGGCAGUACAUUACCUUGAUGCGGAGGAUUUUUCUCAUCGACUGCCCAGGAGUGGUUUAUCCCUCUGGAGACACGGAGACAGACAUUGUGCUGAAGGGGGUGGUUCAAGUCGAAAAGAUUAAGAGCCCUGAAGAUCAUAUUAGUGCGGUGCUGGAAAGAGCCAAACCCGAGUACAUCAGAAGGACGUACAAAAUUGAAUCCUGGGAGGAUACAGAAGACUUCCUGGAGAAACUUGCUGCUAGGACUGGAAAGCUGCUAAAGGGAGGUGAGCCCGACAUUCAAAACGUGAGCAAGAUGGUUCUCAACGACUGGCAGAGAGGCAGAAUCCCAUUCUUUGUGAAGCCGCCGAAUGCAGAACCAGCUCCCCAGGCGCCUGCGUUGGAAGCAGCUGUGACACCAAACCAAGAAAAUAACGAAGAGAAAACUUCUGAGUCGGUAGCAUCAAGUGUGGAGCCAGUGGAAGAGAAGAGCCAGACAGACACUGAAAUUAAGCAACUCAUGUCACGUGUUCGGCAGAACUUUGGGAGGAUUAAUGUGGCACCUCAGUUCUCAGAAGAAGACCUGGUUCCUGUAGAUGUGCCAGGCUUUGAUGAGACAGACAGUGAUUUUUCUGGAGAGGAAGAGCAAGAGGAGGUAAAAGAGGAAAACGAGCAACAUCAAGAUUCAGUAGAGGAGGGAUCGCAGCCAGCCGUGCCAGGUGCCAGGGAGAGCUCUAAGGCAGUUCUCCAGGCUUUGGAGGAGAAGAUUGCAAAAUACAAAAAAUUUCUGGAUAAAGCCAAAGCCAAGAGAUUCUCAGCAAUAAGAAUCCCUAAGCAGCUGAGUGAAAAAGUGUUUGCAAAAUCCAUGCAGAAGUGUGAGGAAGCCAAAGAAACUGAAGACAGAGGCAGCACAGAGAAGAAAAGAAAAAGGAAAGCAGAAGAGGAGGAGGAGGAGGAGGAGCCUUGCAAGAAACUUACAUCCAAAGAAAGAAGACGAGCUGAGAGGCAGCAGCGCUCCAAGAAAGUUGGAGUCCGGUAUUAUGAAACUCACAACGUGAAAAAUAAGAAUAAGAACAAGAAAGCUGGCUUGGAGGGACAAAGAUCAAAGCACAAAAAAUACAAACAUAAGCAAUAA